AUGCUGCUUUUAUUUAUUAUUCUGUUGCCAGUAGUUUUUCAAUUUUGUUUUGUUAGUCUCUUAGCACCACAGCCCUGGAGCUGUCCUGAAGGUAUUCCUGCAGGAAAUGGGAACUCUACUUGUGUGGGUCCUGCACCCUUCUUAAUUUUCUCCCAUGGAAAUAAUAUCUUUAGGAUUGACCUGGAAGGAACGAACCAUGAAAAAUUGGUGAUGGAUGCUGGCAUCUCUGUGCUCAUGGAUUUUCAUUACAAUGAGGAAAGAGUGUAUUGGGUGGAUUUAGAAAGGCAACUUUUGCAAAGAGUUUUUCUGAAUGGGUCAAGCCCAGAGAGAGUGUGUAAUAUAGAGAAAAAUGUUUCUGGAAUGGCAAUAAAUUGGAUAAAUGAAGAAAUUAUUUGGUCAAAUCAACAGGAAGGAAUCAUUACAGUAACAGAUAUGAAAGGAAACAAUUCGCAUGUUCUUUUAAGUGCCUUAAAAUAUCCUGCAAAUAUAGCAGUUGAUCCAGUAGAAAGGCUUAUAUUUUGGUCUUCAGAGGUGGCUGGCAGCCUUCACAGAGCAGAUCUCAAUGGUGUGGAAGUGAAGACUCUGCUAGAGACAUCAGAGAAAAUAAUCGCUAUAUCAUUGGAUGUGCUUGAUAAGCGGCUCUUUUGGCUUCAGAAUGACAGAGAAGAAAGCAAUUCUCAUAUUUGUUCCUGUGAUUAUGAUGGAGGUUCUGUCCAUCUUAGCAAACAUCAAACGAAGCACAAUUUGUUUGCAAUGUCCCUCUUUGAUGACCGUAUCUUUUAUUCGACAUGGAAAACAAAGAAGAUUUGGAUAGCCAAUAAACACACUGGAAAGGAUAUGGUUAGAAUCAGCCUCAAUCCAUCAUCUGUACCACCUGGUGAGCUUAAAGUCGUGCAUCCACUCAAACAGCCCAAGGCAGAGGGCAAUGCUCCAAAGUCUGAGCAGAAUCUAUGCAAGUGGAGGAAAGGAAACUGCAGCAAUCGCGUGUGUGGGCAGGAGCCCACGGCCCAUCUGUGUGCGUGCAGGGAGGGCUACACUCUCAGCCCGGACCGGAGGUUCUGCGAAGAUAUCAAUGAAUGUGCAUUGUGGAAUCAUGGCUGUACCCUUGGGUGUGAAAAUACCCCUGGAUCCUAUUAUUGCACAUGCCCUGUAGGAUUUGUUCUGCUUCCUGAUGGGAAACGAUGUCAUCAGUUUGUUUCCUGCCCAAGCAAUGUAUCUGAAUGCAGCCAUGGCUGUGUUCUGACAUCAGACGGUCCCAUAUGCUUCUGUCCUGAAGCCUCGGUGCUUGAGAUGGAUGGAAAAACAUGUAGUGGCUGUUCAUCACCUGAUAAUGGUGGUUGUAGUCAGCUUUGCAUUCCUCUUAGCCCAGUAUCCUGGGAAUGCAGUUGCUUUCCUGGAUAUGAUCUACAACUGGACAAAAAAAGCUGUGCAGCCUCAGGACCAGAACCAUUUUUGCUGUUUGCCAAUUCUCAAGAUAUUCGACACAUGCAUUUUGAUGGAACAGAUUAUAGAACCCUGCUCAGCCAGCAGAUGGGAAUGGUUUAUGCCCUAGACCAUGACCCUGUGGAAAAUAAGAUCUACUUUGCCCAUACGGCCCUGAAGUGGAUAGAAAGAGCUAAUAUGGAUGGUUCCCAGCGAGAAAGGAUUAUUGAGGAAGCAGUUGAUGUACCAGAAGGUCUUGCAGUGGACUGGAUUGGCCGUAGAUUCUACUGGACUGAUAGAGGGAAAUCUCUCAUUGAAGGAAGUGAUUUGGAUGGAAAACAUCGAGAAACAAUCAUUAAAGAGAAUAUCUCUCAACCAACAGGGAUCUCUGUCCAUCCAGUGGCCAAGAGAUUGUUCUGGACUGAUACAGGGAGUAAUCCUCGAAUUGAAAGUUCUUCCCUUCAAGGCUUUGGCCGACUGGUUAUAGCCAGCUCUGAUCUGAUCAUGCCCAGUGGAAUAACGAUUGACUUCCUAACUGACAAGCUGUACUGGUGUGAUGCCAAGCAGUCUGUGAUUGAAAUGGCCAAUCUAGAUGGUUCAAAUCGCCAAAGACUUGCCCAGAACGAUGUAGGUCACCCGUUUGCUGUAGCUGUGUUUGAAGAUCAUGUGUGGUUCUCAGAUUGGGCUGUGCCAUCGGUAAUAAGGGUGAACAAGAGAACUGGAAAAAAUAGGGUAUGUCUUCGAGGCAGCAUGCUGAAGCCCUCGUCACUGGUUGUGGUUCACCCGUUGUCAAAACCAGGAGCCGAUCCUUGUUUACAUCAUAAUGGAGGUUGUGAACAUAUUUGCAAAGAGAGGUUUGGAACUGUUUGGUGUUCAUGUCGUGAAGGUUUCCUGAAAGCCUCAGACGGGAAAAGGUGUCUAGCUCUGAAUGAUCAUCAGAUAUCAACAGGUGAUGAAGUUGAUCUUAGUGACCAAGUGACACAGUCGGACAAUUUAUCCAACACUACAGAGUCAGAAGAUAACAUCAUAGAAUCCCAACACCUGCUAGUGGCUGAAAUCAUGGUGUCAGAUCGGGAUGACUGUGCUCCCAGAGGAUGCAGCAAGUAUGCUCAGUGCAUUUCAGAGGGAGAAGAUGCCACAUGUCAGUGUUUGGAAGGAUUUUCUGGGGAUGGAAAACUGUGUUCUGAUAUAGAUGAAUGUGAGAUGGACAUCUCAGCGUGCCCUCCCACCUCCACCUGCAUCAACACUGAAGGUGGAUAUGUCUGCCGGUGCUCAGAAGGCUACCGAGGAGAUGGAAUUCACUGUCUUGAUAUUGAUGAGUGCCACCUGGGGGUGCACAGCUGUGGAGAGAAUGCCAACUGCACAAACACGGAAGGAGGCUACACCUGCAUGUGUGCUGGCCACCCAUCUGCACCUGACCUGAUUUGCCUUGACUCUACGCCACCGCCUCACAUCAGGGAAGAUAGCCGCUAUUCCAUCAGAAAUCGUUACCCUGGGUGUCCCCCAUCACAUGAUGGAUACUGCCUCCAUGAUGGUGUGUGCAUGUAUGUUGAAGCAGUUGACAGCUAUGCGUGCAACUGUGUUGUUGGCUACGUCGGGGAGCGAUGUCAGCACCGAGACCUGAAGUGGUGGGAACUGCGCCAUGCUGGCCACGGGCGGCAGCGCGACGUCACCGUGGUGGCUGUCUGUGUGGUGGUGCUUGUCCUGCUGCUUCUUCUGGGGCUGUGGGGAGCUCACUACUACAGGACUCAGAAGCUGCUAUCAGAAAAUCCAAAGAAUCCUUAUGAAGAGUCGACCAGAGAUGUGAGCAGUAGCAGGCCUGCCGACAGUGAGGCCGGGCUGUCUUCUCGCUCCGAACCUUGGUUUGUGGUUAUAAAGGAACACCAAGACCUCCAGAAUGGAAGUCAGCCUGUGGCUGGCAAGGCUGGCCAGACAGCAGAUAUUGGUCAGUUUUAUUUUUCCCCCUGGAACGUGGAGCCCCAGGUAUUUGGAAUGGGCCCAGAGCAAGGCUGCUAGAUUCCACCAUCCAGUGAUAAAUGCUCCUGUCCCACGGAGCGAAGCUUUCACAUACACUCCUAUGGGGCACAGCCUGUUGCUGGGGAAAUUGAGAAGCCUUAUUCUCUCCCAUCAACUAACCCAUUAUGACCCCAGAGGGCUCUAGGUCCAUCACACCAAGUGGAGCUGACUCAGUGA
Carlito syrichta (Philippine tarsier) is the source of this 3615-nucleotide messenger RNA. It is a transcript of the gene EGF, whose product is annotated as epidermal growth factor. NCBI's taxonomy places the organism in Eukaryota, Metazoa, Chordata, Mammalia, Primates, Tarsiidae. The record is from RefSeq and is a predicted model, not a curated record. Gene Ontology annotation, molecular function: calcium ion binding.